AUGGGCUGUGGCUCCGCAAAGUUUCAUGAGCCAAUCUCCACUGGGAAGAGUGGAAACCCUUUGGACCUGGGAGAAAUUGCAAAAGAGUUUCCAGUGCGAGCACCAUGCUUGCCUGGUGACGUGCUGGUGAGUGGUGACCUCCCCGAGAAGAUGGUGGGCCAAUUGGCCGACCAUUGCAAAGGGUGGCUCUAUGUGAAUCCUGAGUCUGAUCCACACUUCAUGCCAGAGACUAUCAAGUCCAAGGGUUCCAAGGUAGAAGUCUUGCCCUUUAAGCCCUCCAAGGACCUGUCAUCAAGUUUGGUAGACCAAUUGGUGAAGACCAUUGCAGAGAUGCCCAGGCCUUUGAUGAUCCAAUGUACUUCAGCCAAUCGAGCAGCCGUCGCAUUCUUGCCUUGGUUGGCCAAGGAGCGCGGUUACACAUCCGGCUGUGCAGAGAUGUUGAUCAAAGAUCUGAGCCUGGACACUGUUAGGCCGGAAGCGCAGCAAUGGCUGACCAGUCGUCUGCCUGAAGUGGGCAGCGCCGGGCCAUUGAUUUCCCGGAGCCCGGAAGUUCGACAACUCUUCGAUGAAGAGACCUCCACCUUCACCUACCUGGUGAGCUGUCCUGAGACCUUGGAGGCAGUGCUGAUUGACCCGGUCUUGGAACAAAAGGAUCGCGACCUUGAGGUUUGA
This is a messenger RNA of Durusdinium trenchii, 672 nucleotides long. Lineage: Eukaryota; Dinophyceae; Suessiales; Symbiodiniaceae. The record is from the annotation of a GenBank genome assembly.